AUGGAUUCCGGGGGCGAGGUGAGAGAGACUCGGGUAUUCGUCUUCCUCUGUGCAGCGGAAAGCUGCCAUUUGAAUCCCUCGGAGCUCUCCAUCCGGUUGCACCGAGACGAAGCAAAAUCAUCCAAGGCAUCCAGCCGCCCAAGGACGAAAGGGAGCCGGCUUGGAUGUCGAAGCUGUCCGAGAUUUGCAGAGGAGCAAGAUUGCCAGGACCUGAUCACGCAAGAAGAAGAAGAGCUCUACAUUGAUCGUCACCUCCCUCGAGCUCAAGCUGACGAGAUUGUGUGCGAGAUCUCUCAAGUUUUGCCACAGUCGUACCAGUGGCUGGGUCUGGAGGAGAUGGACAGCAAAGAGGAGGUUUUCCGCGUGAUCAACUGGGACGUGGAGGUGAGGAGCAAAAGCUCGGCCGUUCUUGCACAUGGAAGCGACGCUGUUCUUGGGAUCGAAGUCGUCAGUGGGCUGAGCCGGCAGGGAUUGAACAGAUGCGAGAUGGAAUUCUACCUGUGGGCGCGUUUUUGCAGCUGGUGA
Molecule: messenger RNA, 525 nt
Organism: Selaginella moellendorffii
Lineage: Eukaryota; Viridiplantae; Streptophyta; Lycopodiopsida; Selaginellales; Selaginellaceae
Exons: 3
Coding region: 1-525 (174 amino acids)
Source: RefSeq, a predicted model, not a curated record